UUCUCACACUCUCUUAUCUGCAAACACUCUUCAACAUCCACUUCCUCCUCUUUCCUUUAUCCCUCCUCCCAUGGACGACGACUCACCCGAGCUCACCGAGUCACAGCAGCAACAGGAGGACCCGAGUCAAGACCAACAAUCACCCAAUGCGGAUGAUGAAGAAAUUGGCUCCGGCUCUGACUCGGACUCGUCCUCCCAAUCCUCCGGCGACGAUUUCUACAUCUCCGACUCCGACAACGAAGCUGAAGGCGAUACCGGCAUCCUCAACUACGUGCGACCUAGCGACAUACCUCCUGAUCCCAACGCUAACCCGGAGACCAACAUCCGCCGAUUCAAUCGCGUGCUCGCUAGCAAGCGCGUUAAGCGUCUUCAGGAGGAAGAAGAAGACAAGUACACGUUCUAUGAAGAUCUCUUCGAUUUCCCCAGGGACCCUGAACGGUGGAAGGAAGAGGAUCUCAGGGAGAUUUGGGCGGAUGCUCCAUUGGAGAUGAAGAAGCCCGGUUGGGACCCGGUUUGGGCCGACGAAGAGGAUUGGGAUGUCGUCAACGAAGAGAUUCAGGAAGGUCGAGAUCCUGGGAUUCAGCCUUUCUAUGUUCCGUACAGGAAACCGUUCCCGGCGAUUCCAGAUAAUCACUAUGAUAUUGAUAACGCUAAAGCUGUUGUUGAGGAGCUUGAUAGGAUUGAAGAGUUUCUUCAAUGGGUCAGCUACAUUUUCCCUGACGGAAGCUCGUAUGAAGGCACUGUCUGGGAUGACUUGGCUCAGGGCAAAGGUGUUUAUAUUGCUGAAGAAGGGCUUGUUAGGUAUGAGGGUGAAUGGCUUCAGAAUGAUAUGGAAGGUCAUGGGGUUAUUGAAGUUGACAUUCCUGACAUUGAGCCCAUGCCAGGUUCCAAGCUUGAAGCUAAGAUGCGUGCUGAAGGAAGGAUUAUCAAGAGAGAUUAUAUGACUCCAGAAGACAGAAAGUGGUUGGAAAUGGAUGUCGAGGACAGUAUUGCACUUACUGAUGGGAAUUACCAAGUUCCCUUUUAUGAAAACGAAGAGUGGGUCACGCAGUUUGGCGAAAAACCGGAGAAAGGUCGGUAUCGCUAUGCUGGUCAAUGGAAGCACGGUAGAAUGCAUGGGUGUGGUGUCUACGAAGUUAACGAGCGCCUCCUAUAUGGUAGAUUCUACUUUGGGGAGCUAUUGGAUGAGGAGCAUGGCUGUACCGUAGAUAUUUGUGCGCUGCAUUCUGGUUUGGCAGAGGUGGCUGCCGCUAAGGCGCGAAUGUUUGUAAACAAACCCGACGGAAUGGUUAGAGAAGAGAGGGGCCCAUACGGUGAUCCUCAACAUGCUUAUUUUUAUGAAGAAGAUGACGUGUGGAUGGCGCCGGGUUUCAUUAACCAAUUUUAUGAAGUACCUGAGUAUUGGGAAGCCUAUGUAGAUGAGGUGGAUCAAGAAAGAGAAAUGUGGUUGAACUCUUUUUACAAAGCUCCUUUGAGGUUACCAAUGCCCGCUGAGCUCGAACAUUGGUGGGAAAACGUGGAGGUGACACCAGAGUUUGUCUUACUGAACAAAGAACCCGAACCUGAUCCAGAAGAUCCUUCGAAACUUGUCCAGAAGGAGGACCCUGUUAUUUUACACACGCCAACGGGUCGGAUAAUCAACUAUGUCGAGGAUGAAAAGCACGGCGUUCGACUAUUUUGGCAGCCUCCUCUGGAGGAAGGGGAAGAUGUGGAUCCUGCAAAAGCCGAGUUUUUGCCACUUGGGUUUGAUGAGUUUUAUGGGAAAGAAGUGGCCGUGAAAGAGGAACACCCGGUUAAAAAAUUCGUACUUGGAAUUGAGAAAGCGAUGAAGCCAUUGCUUGACGGAUUAGAGAAAUGGACAGAGGAGAAAAAGAAAGCAAACGAGGAGAGAAAGGAGAUGAUACAGAAGGAGCUUGAGUUAGUAGAGGCUGAGAUUUGCUUAGAGGAGGCUAUAGAGGAUAUGGAUGAGGAACUAAAGAAGAAAGAACAAGAAGAGGAAAAGAAAACCGAAAUGGGUUUGACUGAAGAGGAUGAAGAUGUGUUUGUCCCGAUUUAUAAAGAAGAGAAAGUUGUCACUGCCAAAGAGAAGACACAAGAGAAGAAAAAGGAAGAGGAAUCCAAAGAUGAUGAUGACGAUGAUGAUGAUGAUGAAGGAAGAGAUGAUGAUGAUGAUGAUGAUGAUGAUGAUCUUGGACCAUCGAGUUUUGGAUCUGUGGACAAACGAAGUAGGAAUUCUCCCUUUUCAACAUCCUCAUUGUCUUUUGCUUCGUGUACCCUCUUUCCCGCGGUACCGUCAACACUAGAGAGAUCUUUUUUAGCAUGGAAGCAAAACCGAGCAAAACCAUCAAAAACGAUCUCAGGAAUCAUCAAAGGUGCAGAUAAAAACCCAUCAGCUUCAAUCCAUUUUCCACCAUUGUUAAGUAACCAAACCAGAUUGAAGAUGGUAAAGGUAUCAAACCCGGGUUGUGUCCAGAGAAGCUCAAGAUCUCAGUCUCAGUUAUUGUCUCUAUCGCGUCUACUAUCUUGCAAUGCAUCAUGUCCUUCUCCUGAAAGCAGCUCCGGUGAAGACCUAAGGUUUUCCGGGAAACAAUAUCAAGGUUGGCUCAGGAAUACACCUGUUGGGGAAAUGGACGCUGUUUUGUCGCUUCAGGUUCAGGCAAAGUGUUCUAAUUUGUUUGCAGAGACUCCUGUCUUGUCUUGAGUCUCUUCUUGCUUAGCUUUAGCUUUGAGUUUUCUUCUUCUGUACCCUUCAGGCUUCUUCUCCUCUUCUUUCGUGGUGGACAGAUAUCAUUUGAAUUCUUUUUGUUGUAUUGUCUAAUAAAUAUUUAUCGCAACUAUAAAAAAAAAAACUGAAGAUUAUCCAUUGCUGCUUUAUUCUC
Molecule: messenger RNA, 2879 nt
Organism: Eutrema salsugineum
Lineage: Eukaryota; Viridiplantae; Streptophyta; Magnoliopsida; Brassicales; Brassicaceae
Product: protein TIC 100
Exons: 11
Coding region: 71-2701 (876 amino acids)
Cellular component (GO): cytosol
Source: RefSeq, a predicted model, not a curated record